Molecule: messenger RNA, 1437 nt
Organism: Cydia splendana
Lineage: Eukaryota; Metazoa; Arthropoda; Insecta; Lepidoptera; Tortricidae
Gene: BCL7-like
Product: B-cell CLL/lymphoma 7 protein family member A
Exons: 3
Coding region: 144-545 (133 amino acids)
Source: RefSeq, a predicted model, not a curated record
CCGUAAGCCAUAAUGGCGAAAUUCGUGAAGUGAAGCCUUGUGCGGAUGAUUUUAAACGCCGUUGAAUUAAGAAACUUACUUCAAAUUUAUUUUAACUUAUAACUUAAUCAUUACAUUUUAUAUAAUAACUAACUCUUAGUACAAUGUCUCGUUCCGUACGCGCCGAAACUAGAAACCGUGUUAAAGAUGACAUCAAAAGAGUCAUGCAAGCUGUUGAAAAAGUUCGCCAUUGGGAAAAGAAAUGGGUGACGAUAGGGGAAACAACCAUGAAAAUAUAUAAAUGGGUGCCGAUAUCAACAAACGAGCAGAAGAAGAAGCACGCGGCCAAGCGAGAUAAUAAGGAAAACACGUUGACCCCCAAAAAGAUGCACGAUUCAUCCAACUCCAACUUCGGAAUGGCCGAGGAUUCUAACACUUGUUUCUCAACUGUGAGUGACUCCCAGGGCCCCACAGAGUUCACCUCAGCACACAUGAACUUCUCAGAGGACUCCAACUCCCAAAGCAGUGGCACCACAACACCGGCGAAACGGUUAAAGACUGAUUGAGGCAAGCUCAACAAAUAAAUGCCUCACAGAGGCAAGGACUAUUACAACAGGCUGGUGGAGUCUGGCUAAUCAAAGUUGAACCAAGCAAAUUCAGUCUGGCAUAACAUGGAUAUUUAUCAAUUGAAUUCCCAUAAAAUUGAUUUUGCUUGGUUCAACUUUUGUUAGUCAUACUAGUGAUGGCUAAGCAGUGCUAUUUGAUAUUAACAUUUACUUCUAUUGUUUUAAUGUCUGUGCUGUGAAUACUAUUUAUAUAAAUGCUGCCAUACAUGAUACUUGUGAGCAAGGCGAGCUUGCAUGCAACUCGGCAGCUUACUUUAAGUGCUAAGAGUUAUUUUAUUGUUGAUAGGUUUGGCCAACACUAUUUUACAGCUCAAUAUUUUUAUUUGCAUUUUAACCGCAUUUUAUACCAUAAUUUGUAGGCCAUCAUUUAUCCCAGGCAUAAAAAAAAUGCCAAAUUGUCUCUUUCACACUCACUUGCUAGAAGUCAGACAAAUGUUUUAUGUUGGUUAUAAAUGGUGACUAAAAUAUGUAUGAAUUAUUUGUAAAUAUCUACUUAAAUUAUUGAGUAAAUCAUUGGUGUGUUUAAAAUAUAAAGCUGUUUUUAAGAAUUUCAAGUCACCAUUGUUAUAAUUUUUUUGUUGUCUAACAUUAAUAAUAUGUGGUCUAAAUUUAAUGACUAUUAAUAGAAUAAACGAAAAUGUGACUUAAUAUUAACUAUAAAAAAGUGUAUACAUACACAUUUUAAUGCUAGGCUUGUAUUUUAGCUAUUAAAAAUAAAAUUUAUAAAAUUUUCUUUUCUUAAGCACAAGUACAAAAUAGCAAUAUCUGUAACUUAUUUGUUAGUGUAAGACUGGCGUCGGGUAAACAAUUUUCUUUUUAGAAUGAGGAUACA